GAGCAGCUGCGGUAAAAUAAGUUUAAAUAUUUUUAAAUGCGCAACGCGUUAUGUCAACCACUAGUAUUACUAUGUGUUAGUGCAGCAUAAAGUGUGUGAUAAUUAUUUGGAAAAUAUGUGGCUUAAGUGGCACUUAAUUAAGAGAUGUCUGUGCUUACUCAUCUGCCUAAGCUUACGUGGCAGUUGGGCACAACAGACGCAUAUCAAAUUGGAUCAAGGCGAUCUAAUUGGUCUGAAAGUUUUUCCGGAUGGAGCUCGCAACGCCGUGUACGCCUUUCUGGGCAUACCCUAUGCGCAGCCACCUGUGGGAUCGCUGCGUUUUGCGCCCGCCAAAGCGCAUAGUGGCUGGAAUCGCACUUUACAGGCGAUGAGCAUGCAGCCUCUCUGCCCGCAGUUGUCUGAUACUAUUUAUGAUGAGAGUGCCGAUGGCAGUAUCUUGGCGCGCGCUGUGCCCUUUAACGAAGACUGUCUGUAUCUCAACAUUUGGACACCAGAGACGGGCUUACGCUAUGGCCAAUUGCCAAUGCUGGUUAUUAUAACUGGCGAGGAUUUUGCUUACGAUUGGCCGCGUAAUCGCAUUAACGGGCUGGACUUUGCGGCUGCCGAAAACGUCGUUGUGGUCAGCAUACAAUAUCGCAGCAACAUUUACGGCUGGCUAGGAUUGGGACGAGAACAUCGUCAACUGCCAGGCAAUUAUGGCUUGAGCGAUAUACAACUGGCGCUGCGUUGGAUUCAUAGCAAUGCGAACCACUUUGGCGGCAAUGCGAAGCAGAUAACGCUUCUAGGACACGGCAGUGGAGCCUUGUUAGCGCUUGCUAAUGCACUGGAGUCCAAGCAGCAGCUCAAGCAGUUGAUCUUGAUGUCGCCGGGCGCAGUCACAUAUGCUUUGGAUGCUGGCCAUCAGCAACGGAUCGUGGAUACAGGACGCGUGCUUGUGCAGAAGCUUGGCUGUCAGUUUGAGGAAGCCCAACGACGUCAGCUACUGCUCUGCCUUCGCCGCAAGAGCUCUGAGGAUCUGCUGCGAGCCUACGAAAGUGUUUACAAUCAUGGCAAUGGCAGCCUGCAGCUUGGCGUGCAGCUUAGCAACAAUGUGCCGCUGGAACAGCAUUUAGCGAAUGCGUCACUGCCUCCUUUACUGCUGGGCAUUAGCUCCAACGAGGGCGCUUUGUUGCAAGAUUAUUGGCUGCAUGUGGCACGCGAGGGUGCGGACUCUCUGCAUAGUUAUAUCAAUCAAACAUUGCUGCCCAAUGUGCUGCGCUUCAUGCAGCUGGAAGAGCAGGCCGGCGCUGCCCAGCUGGCGGCUAUACGCUGGCGUUACUUCAACGAUGGAGCAUCUGUUGGCCAGCUGCUAUGGGGCAUGCAACGUCUGCUGUCUGAAUCGCUGUACGAGACGCCCUUUCUGCGCCUGCUACAGUUACUUCAGUCUAAUAGCAGUCAACGCUUGAGCUAUGCCUACAUCUUUGAUCAAUCUCAUGCGCAUGCCAUGGACAUGCGCGGCAGACAGAAUCUGUUUGGGGGCGCCUCGCAUAGCUCGGACUUACCGCUAUUGUUGGGACCAAGUCUUUUCCAACAGAUAUCGCGUAGGCGCUUCAACGUCGAAGAGGAGCAGCUUUGCCGCAAGCUGCGCGGUGCAUUCGCCAGCUUCAUAAAGGGCGGAAAUCCCACACCGGGUCGCAUUUACGAUGCUUGGUUGCCCUACACGCUGGAGCGUCCGUUUGUGUAUAGCCUGGGCGAGCUGGCCAAAAGCCUGGUGUUUCCCACGGGCCAGGCUGCAGCACAGAUUGAGCAGCUAGUACAAUCCGAGCAAGCAACGGAACUGACUGCCGAUCGAAGCUUGUCUAGAAUGAAUAGACAUGACGUUAAACAAUCAUAUGUGACCAACAAUCAAUUGGAUUCAGGCUACGAUCAACAUUUACGACGCGUUUUUGGCUUUUGGCAGGUCCUGCUGCCGGCACAAGAGGCGGAGCUUCGUGAAGCGGGUGGCACCUUGGGCCAACGUGUGCGUUUGUUAGAGGCGCACGCUGAUGCUGCUCGUUAUCGUCAGGGAUUCUAUGCUAUGUUGGGUCUGGUUUGUCUGCUGCUAGCCUGCUUGGGCUUAUGUGUCUAUUUGCUGCGGCGUGACCCCCUGCAAAGCCGGAGGCACAGUGCAACGGCGAGCUUAUGACAAAAGU
Molecule: messenger RNA, 2171 nt
Organism: Drosophila busckii
Lineage: Eukaryota; Metazoa; Arthropoda; Insecta; Diptera; Drosophilidae
Product: liver carboxylesterase 2
Exons: 3
Coding region: 116-2164 (682 amino acids)
Source: RefSeq, a predicted model, not a curated record